UCUGCAACACGUUUUCGCAUCGACCUGAGAACUUUGACAGCAGAAUAAUACUCUCGAUAUCAAAAUCACGAUUUCACUCAGCUUUCUACACUCUUUUCAAGUAGGAACGCAGCCUCACCGUUUCGCGGUCGCAAUUUCAGGCUCUCUCGCCACAGUACACUUCUUCAAGUAGCACAUCAUGUCUUACGGAGGAGGCAACGGAUACGGAGGAGGCGGCGGAUAUGGCGGCGGUGGCAGAGGAGGAGGAGGAGGGUAUGAAGAGCGAAAUUCUUACAGUCGCAACAACUAUUCCAGCAACUACUCCAAUGGAUACUCCAACAGUGGCGGCGGAUAUGGCGGAGGAGGAGGAGGAGGCUAUAACGGAAACUCCAACGGCUACCAAGGUGGCGGUGGAGGUGGAUAUGGUGGAGGACAAGGUGGUGGAGACCGAAUGUCCAAUCUUGGUGCUGGUCUUCAAAAGCAAAGCUGGGACUUGAACACCAUGCCAAAGUUCGAGAAAUCGUUCUACAAAGAAGAUCCUCAAGUCACAGCCCGUUCAGAGGCCGAUGUCCAAAAGUUCAGAGCCCUCCACGGCAUCGCAGUACAAGGAUCCGAUGUCCCCAGACCAGUUGAGAAUUUCGACGAGGCUGGCUUCCCCGCAUAUGUCAUGAGUGAAGUCAAGGCCCAGGGAUUCCCAGCACCUACCGCCAUUCAAUCUCAAGGUUGGCCUAUGGCUCUCUCUGGACGUGACGUUGUCGGUAUAGCCGAGACUGGUUCUGGAAAGACUUUGACCUACUGUCUCCCAGCUAUUGUCCACAUCAAUGCACAGCCCCUUCUCGCCCCAGGCGAUGGGCCCAUCGUUCUGGUUCUCGCCCCAACUCGUGAGUUGGCCGUCCAAAUUCAACAGGAGAUUACGAAGUUUGGGAAAUCCUCCCGCAUCCGCAACACCUGUGUCUACGGUGGUGUUCCAAAGGGUGGCCAAAUCCGCGACCUUGCCAAGGGUGUCGAGGUUUGCAUUGCCACUCCAGGUCGUCUCAUUGACAUGCUCGAGUCCGGAAAGACUAACCUUCGUCGUGUUACUUACCUCGUCCUUGAUGAGGCUGAUCGUAUGCUUGACAUGGGUUUCGAACCACAAAUCCGCAAGAUCCUUGGACAGAUUCGCCCUGACAGACAAACCUGCAUGUGGUCUGCUACAUGGCCGAAGGAGGUCCGCGCUCUUGCUUCUGAUUACUUGAACAACUUCAUCCAGGUCAACAUUGGAUCCCUUGAGCUCUCUGCUAACCACAGAAUUACCCAAAUCGUUGAAGUCGUUUCUGAAUUUGAGAAGCGUGACAAGAUGACCAAGCAUCUUGAGAAGAUCAUGGAGGACAAAGACAACAAGAUCUUGAUCUUCACAGGUACCAAGCGUGUUGCCGACGAUAUCACACGAUUCCUUAGACAAGACGGAUGGCCCGCGCUUUCUAUUCACGGAGACAAGCAACAGAAUGAGCGUGAUUGGGUUUUGAACGAGUUCAAGACCGGAAAGAGUCCCAUCAUGGUUGCCACUGACGUGGCUUCCCGUGGUAUUGAUGUCCGCAACAUUACUCAUGUGUUGAACUAUGAUUACCCUAACAAUUCGGAGGAUUAUAUCCAUCGUAUUGGUCGUACUGGUCGUGCCGGUGCAAAGGGAACUGCAAUUACCUUCUUCACCACUGACAACCAGAAGCAGGCUCGUGAUCUAGUCAAUGUUCUCACUGAGGCUAAGCAGCAGAUCGAUCCCCGUCUUGCCGAGAUGACCCGGUAUGGGGGAGGAGGUGGUGGAGGAAGAUGGGGAGGUGGUGGAGGAAGAGGAGGUUACGGCCGCGGAGGUGGCCGAGGUGGAGGUGAGUUCAAGUUACCCUUUUCUCCCCGUUCCAUCGCUGAUGGAACUAACAAAGGUCGUUGGUAGGAGGUUUCACCUCUUCAAACGCGGCCCCUCUUGGCUCGGGCAGGCGUUGGUAAGAGCCGUAUCAUUCGAGUGAUUCGAUCCGUCUUCCCCCGACAUCGUCGAACGCAACAUAGAUUCCCGAUUCAUCGGAUAUUCGUCACCUGCUCGGAAGUGACCACCACUGCAUUUCAUAGGUCGUUUUGGCGUUGUUUGGUAUCAGGGGGUUCAGGAGAGAGGGUAGAAUGCCUUGAUUUGCACCUCUUUUCUACUGCAUUCAUACAUGAUUCUUUUUGCGCUCUUGUAAUCUCUAUUUCCCUUUUUCUCUCGGACAAAAAUUGCGGCUUUUGUAGUCAAGGAUUAGAUUAUUAUAAGUGGAGGCUGUCAUCUCUUUAUAGGAGGGACUGGCUAGCUGACUUACUUGACUCGGAUCAUAGAUUGCCAAUUGAGGCUGCGUUGUAGCUGGGUAGCUGCUAGUAUGAUAGACUAAAUGAGAAAUUAUCUCG
Messenger RNA from Cadophora gregata, 2388 nucleotides. RefSeq names its product ATP-dependent RNA helicase dbp2 (gene DBP2). Gene Ontology annotation, cellular component: cytoplasm; nucleus; ribonucleoprotein complex. Gene Ontology annotation, biological process: rRNA processing. Gene Ontology annotation, molecular function: ATP binding; RNA helicase activity; RNA binding. Lineage: Eukaryota; Fungi; Ascomycota; Leotiomycetes; Helotiales; Ploettnerulaceae. The record is from RefSeq and is a predicted model, not a curated record. The transcript has 6 exons. The coding region runs from base 179 to 1906 and encodes 575 amino acids.